Diaporthe amygdali is the source of this 801-nucleotide messenger RNA. Its product is annotated as glutamine amidotransferase subunit pdxt. The coding region runs from base 1 to 801 and encodes 266 amino acids. Gene Ontology annotation, molecular function: glutaminase activity. Gene Ontology annotation, biological process: pyridoxal 5'-phosphate biosynthetic process; pyridoxine metabolic process. Gene Ontology annotation, cellular component: cytosol; glutaminase complex. The record is from RefSeq and is a predicted model, not a curated record. NCBI's taxonomy places the organism in Eukaryota, Fungi, Ascomycota, Sordariomycetes, Diaporthales, Diaporthaceae. The transcript is spliced from 2 exons.
AUGGCGACUACCGUUGGUGUGCUGGCCCUCCAGGGCGGCUUUCUCGAGCACCUCUCACUCCUUCAGAAAUCCGCACAGCACCUCGCCAGCACAUCUCCGCUCGCGAGAAAACCGACCUUUAAUUUCAUCGAGGUCAGGAACCCCCAGGACUUGGCACAAUGCGAUGCCCUUAUUAUCCCAGGCGGUGAGAGCACCACCAUCGCUCUCAUAGCAGCACAGUCAGGGCUCAUGGAGCCCCUGAGAGAUUUUGUCAAAACCGCCAAAAAGCCCACCUGGGGCACCUGCGCAGGCCUCAUUCUCCUCGCCGAGGCGGCCAACGCCGCCAAGAAGGGCGGCCAGGAGCUCAUAGGCGGCCUAGACGUCAAGGUGCACCGCAACCACUUCGGCCGUCAGAUCGAGAGCUUCGUGGCGGACGUCCAGUUGCCGUUCCUGGCGCAAUCGGACCUGCUCUCGGACUCGGAUUCCGCGGCCCCGUUCCCCGGCGUCUUCAUCCGGGCACCCAUCGUUGAGCAGCUGCUGGCCCCGGGCGCGACAGUGGACUCGGUGGAGCCGGGAGUUACGGUUUAUAAUGGAAACCCUGAGAAGGCCAAGGUCGAGAUUCUGGCUGUACUUCCUGACAGGAAGAACAAGGUGAAGGGGAGCGCCGUGGACAGCACAACCGAGGUCCACGGGGGCGAGCUCAACAACAUUGUUGCUGUUAGACAGGGAAACGUCAUGGGCACGAGUUUUCAUCCUGAAUUGACUGAUGAUGUUCGCAUACAUGUUUGGUGGCUGGAACAAGUACUCAGGACUGUUUCUUGA